Molecule: messenger RNA, 710 nt
Organism: Oncorhynchus keta (chum salmon)
Lineage: Eukaryota; Metazoa; Chordata; Actinopteri; Salmoniformes; Salmonidae
Product: mitochondrial import inner membrane translocase subunit Tim10
Exons: 2
Coding region: 159-422 (87 amino acids)
Biological process (GO): protein insertion into mitochondrial inner membrane
Cellular component (GO): mitochondrial inner membrane
Source: RefSeq, a predicted model, not a curated record
GGAAGUGGUCCUUGAGAGGGAAGGAACAACACACGUGUAUUCCUCAAUCUGAAGGUUAAAUAAGCCGGUGGUCGGGUGUGUUUGUUGGCCGCUGAGAGUGGUCGUUUGGACGGUUCUAUUUUGGAGAGAGUACGGUCUGGAGCGGACACAACGCAGACAUGGACCCAGAGAAAGCACAGCAACUGGCGGCGGAACUAGAAGUGGAAAUGAUGGCUGAUAUGUACAAUCGGAUGACCAACGCGUGCCACAGGAAGUGCGUGCCCCCCCACUACAAGGAGGCAGAGCUGUCUAAAGGGGAGGCGGUCUGUCUGGACCGCUGUGUGGCCAAGUACCUGGAUCUACACGAGAGGCUGGGCCGCAAGCUCACCGAGCUCUCAGUUCAGGACGAGGAGAUGAUGAGGAAGAACGCUAUUGGACAAUAAUAUAUAUAUAUAUAUUUUUAGGGAGGGAUGGGGUGGGUUAGUGCUAGGGUUACCAUGCUUUCUGUGCGGGGGGAUAGAGAGAGGGAGCGAUAGGGUUUAAUAAACGUAUGGCUCUUAUGGAGGGGAUGGAGUUGCCGUCCAGAGUGGGUUGGGUGUGUUUAAAGAGCAAGAUGCUUGGGAAGGAAGGUUUGUGAUUACGGUGUGGAUUGGAAAUUGGGAUGGAUGAAGCCUGUUUUGUGUGAACAGAGGUUGUACUUGUGGUUUGAGCCAAGAUCUUUUUUUUUUUUU